This is a messenger RNA of Laetiporus sulphureus 93-53, 1997 nucleotides long. RefSeq lists its product as uncharacterized. Lineage: Eukaryota; Fungi; Basidiomycota; Agaricomycetes; Polyporales; Laetiporaceae. Gene Ontology annotation, molecular function: L-lactate dehydrogenase (cytochrome) activity; heme binding. The record is from RefSeq and is a predicted model, not a curated record. Gene Ontology annotation, biological process: lactate metabolic process. The transcript has 15 exons. Bases 341 to 1843 code for a protein of 500 amino acids.
CGCCAUGACUUGCAUGCAUGCAUUGUUUUCAUCAACAGCUCUUCGCUUCGUUGCUUGUGUGAUUCUCCCGUAUUUCCCUAGGCCGCCUCUAAAAUGGCUGGACUCGCGGGCUUGAAUGUCCUCGGACCGUUGUCUCCGCCAUCCAGCUCGCUGUUCGGCGUCUCACGGUGAAUUUGGAAACGCUGGGUAGCACUGUGUUGUGUGAGAUGACACGAGCUUGAUCACCUGGCGGAGGAGAAGGUGCCGGCUCCUUCUGAGCUCUUCCGUUUCUCCGAGUUGCUGCAUUCAAAUUAAGUCUCGAGUCGAAGUGUGGUUUCAUCGCUAUCUCUUGUACACCCAUAUGGCGAAGGCAUACUCUUUGCAGGAGGUCGCUCAACAUAACAGUGCGAGUUCUUGCUGGAUCAUUAUCGAUAACAAGGUCUAUGACGUGACAGACUUCCUCCCUGAGCACCCAGGAGGAGAAAAGAUCAUUCUCAAGUACGCCGGCCGCGACGCUACGGCAGUAUACGAGCCCAUCCAUCCAGAGGACGCGUUGAAUAAAUUCCUUCCACUCGAGAAGCAUUUAGGGUCACUGGAUAGCUCAGGAGCUCAGGAAUUGAAAGAGGAACAGGACAGUCGCCGCAAGACGCAAGAUGAGAUUCGCGUGGAGAGAGCCCGUGCGGGGAAGCCUCCAAUCAACCAGAUCCUCAGCUUGCAGGAUAUGGAGAAUGCUGCUGAACAGGUGCUGCCUUACAAAUCCUGGGCUUUCUACAGGUCUGCUUCAGACGAUGAGAUUACCUACAAUGAAAAUCGCCGCGCAUUCUCUCGUUUCUUCUUCCAUCCACGUGUGCUGAGGCCGAUUUCCCGAGUUGAUACAUGUACGACGAUUCUUGGAUUCAACUCUUCACUCCCGAUCUUCGUCAGUGCUGCGUCACUAGCUAAGCUAGGACAUCCUCUCGGUGAACUCAACAUUACCCGCGGAGCAGGUCGUACGGGCAUCAUUCAAAUGGUGUCUCAUUACUCCUCAGUCUCCCGCGAGGAGCUUGUUGCCGCGCGGCUUCCCUCACAGCCGCUCUUCUUCCAGCUUUACCCGGACAGAGACAGAUCGAUCACAGCGAGUGUGAUCCGUGAAGUUGAUAAGAUGGGCUUCAAUGCAAUUUGCUUGACGGUCGACGCGCCGCUAAACGGGAAUCGUGAGAGAGAUCUCAAAGCGCCGUUCGAGCUCGAAGAGCAAGAGCGCGUCGUUCAGGAGAUACAAGGUGGAAGCAAGCUAUCUGGCGAGAUGCAAGAGAGGACUGAAGAUGAGGAUAACAAACUCGUGGAGGGCGAGCUGGAGCUGCUGGGGACGUCGAGCGGAUUGCGGACGACGGCUGACCUUGACAUGUCUUGGGUGGAGACUAUACCUCUGAUACGGAAGAACACGAAUUUGCCGAUUGUAUUGAAAGGUAUCCAAUGUGUUGCGGAUGCGAUCAUGGCUGCCGAGGCCGGAGUGGAGGGAAUCCUUCUUUCUAACCAUGGUGGUCGGCAGAUGGAGUACUCCCUACCUCCACUCGAGGUGCUUUACAAGAUACGUAGAGAACGGCCAGCCGUCUUCGAUAAACUAGAGGUGUACAUUGAUGGAGGCAUACAUCGCGGCACGGACGUCCUCAAGGCCUUGUGUCUCGGCGCAAGAGCAGCGGGACUGGGACGGGCUUUCCACUUUGCACAAAGUGCGUAUGCAGAAGCCGGUGUUAUACAGACGGUGCGCAUACUUCAACGUGAGAUCACACUAGGGAUGCGGCUGCUGGGAGCAACGAAUGUGAAGCAGCUAGUGCCAGAAAUGGUUGAACGUGUCGACUGGCAGCCGUUGCUGGCCAAACUAUAAGAUUGUUUGUGUAUUCUGGUGCUCGAUAGCUUGCAGGAUAGAGUGUUCUAGUUCUAGCGUUUACAUACGAGUGUCGGAUGAACUUUACGGAGUUCGGAUAGUCAUUCCGGAUGUCGUCUACCGAGCAAAACCAUCAUGCGAUCGAAGUCGGUCA